AUGGACCGCCUUCGGUCAAUGUUCUCGGGCCAGGGCCUGUCCGGCCUGGGCUCGCAGCCGAGCUCGGACAACACGAACCUCAUCGACAACUCCGAGACGGUGUACAUCUCCUCGCUCGCGCUGCUCAAGAUGCUGCGCCACGGCCGCGCCGGCGUGCCCAUGGAGGUCAUGGGUCUGAUGCUGGGCGAGUUCGUCGACGACUUUACGGUGCGCGUCGUGGACGUGUUUGCGAUGCCGCAGAGCGGCACGGGCGUCAGCGUCGAGGCCGUCGACCCCGUCUUCCAGACCAAGAUGAUGGAGAUGCUGCGCCAGACCGGCCGGCCCGAAUCGGUCGUGGGCUGGUACCACUCGCACCCCGGCUUCGGCUGCUGGCUGUCUUCGGUGGAUAUCAACACGCAGCAGUCGUUUGAGCAGCUGACACCGCGGUCGGUGGCCGUCGUGAUCGACCCCAUCCAGUCGGUCAAGGGCAAGGUCGUCAUUGACGCGUUCCGGUCUAUCUCGCCGCAGACGCUCAUCAUGGGCCAGGAGCCGCGGCAGAGCACGAGCAACCUGGGCCACCUCAACAAGCCGUCGAUCCAGGCCCUGAUCCACGGCCUCAACCGCCACUACUACUCGAUCGGCAUCAACUACCGCAAGACCGCGCUGGAGGAGAACAUGCUGAUGAACCUGCACAAGCAGCCGUGGACGGAGGCGCUGCAGAUGGAGGACUUUCGCGUGGCGGGCGAGCACAACAAGGACCGGCUGCAGCGGCUGGUGGGCCUCGCGGAGGGCUACGAGAAGCGCGUCAAGGAGGAGACUGAGCUGACCAAGGAGCAGCUCAAGACGCGCUACGUGGGCAAGCUGGACCCCAAGAAGCACCUGGAGGACGUGGGCCAGCAGCUGAUUGAGGACAAUAUUGUGGCCGUGUCGCGGCAGAUGAUUGACAAGGAGACGACGAUGCCGCGGAAAGAGGGCGCGGUGGACGGCGAGAGCGCAGCGGACGACGAGAUGGACGUUGAGGACGAGUUAUGA
This is a messenger RNA of Sporothrix brasiliensis 5110, 1011 nucleotides long. RefSeq names its product 26S proteasome regulatory subunit N11. Gene Ontology annotation, biological process: protein deubiquitination; proteasome-mediated ubiquitin-dependent protein catabolic process. The coding region runs from base 1 to 1011 and encodes 336 amino acids. Lineage: Eukaryota; Fungi; Ascomycota; Sordariomycetes; Ophiostomatales; Ophiostomataceae. Gene Ontology annotation, molecular function: metallopeptidase activity; protein binding; proteasome binding. The record is from RefSeq and is a predicted model, not a curated record. Gene Ontology annotation, cellular component: proteasome regulatory particle, lid subcomplex. The transcript has 2 exons.